Molecule: messenger RNA, 1035 nt
Organism: Rotaria socialis
Lineage: Eukaryota; Metazoa; Rotifera; Eurotatoria; Philodinida; Philodinidae
Source: the annotation of a GenBank genome assembly
AUGACAAGCGAUACAUGUCUUGGUUGUCCUUGUCCACCAACGGUUUCAAUUUUUCGAAGAGUAGGUUCAGCUCUAUUUUAUGGUGUUUGUUCAUGUCUAAUCACCGUUGUUAACAAACUUGUACUUACAUCUUACGAGUUCCCCUCAUUUCAACUGCUUGCCAUUGGACAGUUAACCGUCUCCAUUGUUGUACUAUAUGUCGCACGAUCUUUUGGACUUAUCCGUUUCCCUCAUUUCUCUGAAAGUAUUAUUAACAAAAUUAUGCCACUACCUUUGCUAUUCUUUGGUAAUCUACUGUUCGGUCUUGCUGGAACCCAAGCAGUCAGUUUGCCAAUGUUUACUGUUUUACGACGUUUUUCAAUAUGGCUAACGAUGAUUGGCGAACAGAUUUAUUUAAUGCAAUCUCAAUCUUUAAUUGCGCAAGCUAGUGUUUAUAUAAUGUUAAUUGGUACUAUGAUUGCUGCUAGUGAUGAUCUAAGUUUUAGUGGGUUUGGAUAUGCGUUUCUUAUUAUUAAUAAUUUCUGCACAGCUGCUCAAGGUAUAAUAAUCAAACAAAAAUUAAUUAACAAAGAAUUUAAUCAAUAUGGUCUUUUGUUCUACAAUUCAUUGGUUGUACUUGGACCAGCAAUUGUUUUAGCUGCUUUCACCGAUGACCUGAAUAAAGUGUGGAAUUAUGAUGGUUAUUCUGAUGUUGGCUUUAUAAUGGCAUUUCUUCUAUCAUCAAUACUGGGAUUCUUACUAAACUACUCAACAAUGCUCUGCACGCAUUAUAAUUCUCCAUUGACAACAACUGUUGUCGGCGCUUGCAAAAAUAUGUUUGUGACAUAUUUGGGAAUGAUUAUUGGUGGCGAUUAUAUUUAUUCGCAUGUGAAUUUUCUCGGCCUUAGUAUCAGUGUUGCGGGUAGUCUUGUAUAUUCUUGGGUAACCUUUGCUCGAAAACCACCAACAACAACAGCACAUGGCACUGGAAUACCACCUGCAACAUCAGAGAGUAGAAAAAACGAUGAUCCUACGGCAAGUUUACAUGAGCCAUAG